This is a messenger RNA of Schizosaccharomyces octosporus yFS286, 2070 nucleotides long. RefSeq names its product protein phosphatase regulatory subunit Par1. Gene Ontology annotation, biological process: signal transduction. The record is from RefSeq and is a predicted model, not a curated record. Gene Ontology annotation, cellular component: protein phosphatase type 2A complex. NCBI's taxonomy places the organism in Eukaryota, Fungi, Ascomycota, Schizosaccharomycetes, Schizosaccharomycetales, Schizosaccharomycetaceae. Gene Ontology annotation, molecular function: protein phosphatase regulator activity. The transcript is spliced from 6 exons. Bases 164 to 1813 code for a protein of 549 amino acids.
CAUAGGAAAUAGGAAGUAAUUACGUGGAAGAACAAAUUGAUUUUGUCACUAUAAGUAGCCUGUUUUGGGAUCGUAUCCUAGAGGCUUCUUUCAGCACGAAAUUUCAGCUUGAGUUUCAAAUUGCAAGGAAAACAGCGUCGAUUUUUCCUUAAUACCAUUGAAAAUGAAGGGAAUUAAAAGCAAAAUGCUCUCAAGGGGUAAAACCCAGGACUCGCAAAAGUCUAGCAAAAAGAAAGAAAGUAAAAAGUCUUCUUCUAACGAAUCUUCAAAAUCUUCUUCUAAAGAGUCAUCACCUGUUGAAUCUACCAACAACGUUAUGGGUGCUCAGAAUGAUUAUCUUUCAGUCCCAAAGCACUCAAAUAAAAAGGUUCCGAUUGAUACGACUCCUACUCCUAGAGACGAAAUUUUGCUAGAGAAUGUUCGAACUGUACGAAAGCAAAGAUCUUCUUUAUACCACAUAUCUGAAAAUCGAAUGCUCGUUCGUCUUCCUUCUUUUUCAGAUGUCCCUAUCACUGCAUGGCAUUCAUUGGCCUUGGAAAAAUUAGAACAAUGCUGUGUUUUAUUCGACUUUAAUGAUCCGUCGACCGACCUUUAUGGCAAGGAGGUGAAGCGCGAGGCUCUACAGGAUUUGAUAGAUUUGGUUUCUGUUCGGAAAGAAGCAAUAGAUGAGUCAUUAUAUCCCUCCAUUGUACAUAUGUUCUCCGUUAAUGUUUUUCGCCCUUUACCACCUCCUUCAAAUCCCCUCGGUGAAGUAGUUGAUUUAGAAGAAGAUGAACCUGCGUUAGAAGUGGCUUGGCCUCAUUUACACCUUGUUUAUGACUUUUUUUUGAGGUUUUUUGAGUCGCCGUCACUGAACACUUCUAUCGCAAAAGUAUAUAUCAACCAAAAAUUUAUUCGUAAACUACUUGUUUUGUUUGACAGCGAAGAUCCUCGUGAAAGGGAUUUCUUGAAAACUAUUCUUCAUAGAAUUUACGGAAAGUUUCUUUCGUUGCGGGCUUUUAUUCGAAGGUCUAUUAAUAAUCUAUUCCUUCAGUAUAUUUACGAAAAUGAGCAAUUUAGCGGAAUUGCUGAACUCCUUGAAAUCCUGGGUAGCAUUAUCAAUGGGUUUGCACUUCCAUUGAAAGAAGAACACAAGGUUUUCUUAUCUCGUGUCUUGAUCCCUAUGCAUAAGGCAAAGUCUCUCGCCCUUUAUUAUCCACAGAUUGCUUAUGGUAUCGUGCAGUUUGUGGAAAAGGAUUCCUCUGUAACCGAAGAGGUUAUUCUUGGUCUUCUUCGAUACUGGCCAAAGGUCAACAGUGGGAAAGAAGUUUUGUUUCUGAAUGAAUUGGAAGAUAUUGUUGAAGUAAUGGAGCCAUCUGAAUUUCUCAAAAUACAAAUACCGCUAUUUCAAAAGUUGGCUUCUUGUAUAUCUAGCCAAAAUUUUCAAGUUGCCGAGCGUGCUUUAUAUUUCUUCAACAACGAUUAUUUCGUACAUUUGGUCGAAGAAAACGUAGACGUCAUUUUGCCUAUUAUAUAUCCCGCUCUCUUUGAAAUAUCGAAAAGCCAUUGGAAUAGGGUUAUCAAUUCAAUGGUUUGUAAUGUUUUGAAACUGUUUAUGGAUAUAAACUCCUCUUUGUUCGACGAAGUUGAUACAGAAUACUCCGUCGCCAUAAAUAGAAAGGAAAAGGAAGAACAAGAAAGGAAAGAAAGGUGGCUUAUCCUUGAGUCUAUUGCGAUUGAAAAUGCCUCUAAAAUGAACAUAUCGAAAAAUACAUCUGUACAAACAACUACGGAACAAUUAAAAAAGAUAUCUAUCGAAACUCCAGACGAUUAGGCCUUUUGCAUUACUAAUAAUGAUUCAUAUUAUGCUACAACUUAUUUCUUUUCCACAUCUAAUGAAUAUGAUGCAAUUUUGCACCUAAUAAUUGCCUAAAUUUAACCAUAAUUAGUUUCAUUAUCUUUUCUUUUUUCUUUAUUUUUCAAUUAGAUUAAUUGUUAGUAUUUUUGUCCCUCUGCUGGUGUAGGCGAACUUUAUAACCUCUCUUAGAUGAUUGCCCAGUUCAUAUGUUUACAAUCCAAGUAAUACAACCC